AUGACGACCCAACCCAACAACCUCUCGCAGUUGCACGGCCAUGGCUAUCAUGUAUCGGAUCAGCUGCCAGCUGCCAAGAAACUUCCAGUCGAGAUCUUGCAAGACAUAUACUCUCUGUUGGAUCCCUACGACUUCAAUUCCUCACGACACACCUGCCGCUCCUGGUUCUUAGCUGGCAUGAAUGAGAAUGUCCUUAUCCGCAUGUUAAUGAGAGGUGGGUGGACCUCAAGCAUCAAUAUUAUCCUGGACAGCGCUCAGGGCUCCGACAAUGCGUCCAAGCCGAUUUCAAGUCGAGCGUCUAUCAUGUCCAAAUGGCUCGCGAGAGAAUGCACCCUCAGCUCGCGUCACAACGGGGGUGAGCCCGCCUUUGUCGAACUCAGUCAGACGCAAUUCAUGGAUCUGGUUGAUACUGGUCCGACGUCUGAGACCGACCGAGAAACCGUUGUCUACACCGCAAAUAUUUUCCAGGACAUUUCACGCUUCGACAACCUGUCAGAGCUGGUUGACAGACAAGUGGAAGAUCAAUGGGUUCAUUGGGGGCCGACACCAUCGCCUACGCUUCGGGCGCUUUUCCAAGCCAUGGACAGCGGAUUGGACGACGCCGAAAACCCAAUGGAGGCCCCAAAGUAUCCAAUUGAUAUCCACGGCCAGGUUGUUGCAGUCUGUUCCGGCAUCGUCGACCUUUCGAUAGGCAUAGGCCCCGAGAUGAUGAUCUGGGCAUUUGACAAAGAGGGUUUGGCUCGUUGCUGGGCCUUGAACACAGGAAACACGAGACCAAUGCAAAGAGAUGUGAUUUUGAGAGACGGAAGCAUGCGAGAAGUGGACGGCGAUGGAGAUGUGGUGAUGACACAGGCGGACUCGGAUUUCCCACCGACCUAG
This is a messenger RNA of Colletotrichum orchidophilum, 879 nucleotides long. Its product is annotated as F-box domain-containing protein. Lineage: Eukaryota; Fungi; Ascomycota; Sordariomycetes; Glomerellales; Glomerellaceae. Bases 1 to 879 code for a protein of 292 amino acids. The record is from RefSeq and is a predicted model, not a curated record. The transcript is spliced from 2 exons. Gene Ontology annotation, molecular function: protein binding.